Messenger RNA from Tetrahymena thermophila SB210, 6033 nucleotides. Its product is annotated as cation channel family protein. Lineage: Eukaryota; Ciliophora; Oligohymenophorea; Hymenostomatida; Tetrahymenidae. The record is from RefSeq and is a predicted model, not a curated record. The transcript is spliced from 3 exons.
AGAAAAACUAAAUUUUAUAUUAAGUUAAUAAUAUAGUCUUUAAAUAUUUAAUAGUGUUUUUAGUCAAUAAUGGAAGACAUUAAUGAGGUAAAUAGAGUUCAAUUGAAAAUAGUAUAGCCCCAUCCUGGCCCAACUGAAGAUAAUAGCUAACUAAGCGAAAUCAUUUCAUAUUCGGGAACUGUAGUUUCUGAUAAAUUCACUCUUAGCGAAACGCUAUCUCAUUCACCUGAAAAGUAGAGUAAGUAACAAUAUCUUUUUAAGUAAGGGUCUUUGGGGCUAUAAUAGUAAAAAUCUAAAAAGAUUAAUGCUAGCAGCUAAAGAAUAUUAAAUUAAAAAUCAUAAUCCUUUAUGAUAACGCAAGAAGAUGAUAAAUUAUCUUAACAAGAUACUCCGAAUUUACGUGUAAAGUCUCAGUCUAAUAUCCAUGAAAAUAUAUCUAUUAAAGAAGAUAGCUAAGAAAAAUUCUAGUCUGUGAAUAUUGAAACCAAGCAAUAAUAACUUAAAAUUUAACCUUAUUUCAGCUAGAUCCAACCAAAUUAGAAGGUUUAACCUCCUAACUUAUUCUUAUAGAAUAGUGCUCAUAAUUAAAGUAUAAGCUUUACUAACAACAAUAACAACAAUCAUCAUCAUAGAUAAGCAAGUAGUCUAUCAACUUUUUCAUUUUAGCAUCUUCUUCCAAAUUAAACUGCAAUAUUUAAAAAUGAGUCUCAAAUAAGUUAAUCGCCUCCAGCUAAAUAUGGAAUUAAUGACGAAUUAGUUUCUGAUUUCAUAAAAUUAUAAGAUGAUUAAGAUAAUCUGUAUGUUGUACCUCAUCCGACUUACAAAAUUGGUUAUGAAGAUAAUACAGCUAAUAAAAAUUUAAGAGAUUAAUUUACAACAUAUAAUAAAGGGAAUGUGUAAGGAUCAUAAAAUUCUAAAUUUUAAUUAAGCAUAUUCCAAACAGAGCAUCUAGGUUCUCAUUCAGAUGACUAGAUAGACUAUACAGAAAAUAAUUUUACAAACAACAAUAAUAAAAGUAUUAAUGAACUUAAUGAUGAUGAAAUAAGCAAAUCUUAUGCUAAUCACCAUAAUGCUACCAAUCAGCAUACCUCAGAGAUAUCAUAAACUACUAUGAACUUGGUUACUGAUUACGAAAUGAAAGAGUUGUGUAAUUCAAACAGAAAAAGAAGGUAAAAAAAUAUAUCUCGUAUCCAACUAACUAAUGAAGAUCUAGUUGAAAUGGAUUAAGAAGAUGAUGAUGAAGAAGGAGGAGGAGAUUAUGAUGACCAAGAUGCCGAGAAUAAAGCUUAAAAAGAAGUUAAAGAGGAACUUGUUAAUAAAGAAAAGAACGUUGACUAGAUUUAGUUUGAUUAAAAAAAAGCAUUAAAUGCAGCUGGUAGCAUCAUCAGUGGUUAAAGCAAAUCUCCAGCUUUAAAGAAUAGUUCUAUAAAUUAUUUUUCCAAUAUAAAAAAUGUGGCUUCAAAAAUUUCAGGUGAGAGCGAAUUACCUAAAUUUAAAAGUGAAAUUGCUGGAAACAGUGUAAGCUAAAGAAGAGAUGAUUUUUCAAACCUCCAAUUGAUGAAUUAUAAAAGUAAUUUAGAUAGCUAAUCUAAUCAAUAAGAUUAUGAUGAUGAGAGUAAUAAUAAACGCGAAAAAAGUAAGUCGAUUGCCCUGAAUGUUAUUCAUGCUCUUUAAAAAGCGAGGUAGAAGCACUUGGAGAUAGCAAGAGCUGAUAAAUAAACCAAAAUUAUGAACAGAGUCAAAGAUUUCAUUAGGAUACUGAAAGUCAGAUCUAAAUUGAGAACUCCUUCUCUCAUUUAAAAAAAAGUUUUGGAUGUAAUCAAUGAUUUAGUUUUUGUUAAUCGUCAAAACGUUAGCAGACUCAAAACCAGACACUCUUCAUUUAGAUUAUCUAGGGCUAUGCUUAAGUUUUAGAUGUUUUCUACUUAAUCCUUUUACUAAAUAUAUCACAAAGUAAAUAUUCCUCUGUUUCAUCCAUAGAGCAAAUUUAAAUUAAUUUGGGAUUUCAUACACAUAUUGAUUAUAAUUUUGAUAUUCAUUUAUAUUCCAAUAUAAAUUGUGACUGGUCAAAAUAUGGGAACAUUGAUAUAAAGAGAAGAUAGCUGGGGAGUUAUAAUUUUUUUUAUUUUUUUUUUCUUUAUUGUUGAUAUGCUAAUCACCUUUAAUACAGGAAUUUAUGACUAGGGAAUAGUUAAUGAAAACAGAAAAGAUGUUUCGUUAACAUAUAUAAAAAGAUAAAUGAUAAUAGAUAUUCUAUAUAUCAUUAGUAUCUUAAAAACCUAUUAUGAUAUGGAAUCUUAGUACAUUUUUUCUAUUAUAUGCUGUUUUAUUUUCCUUUUCAAAGUCUUAAAAGUUAUUAAAAUAGUCAAUAAUUUCACUGAUAUUUUACUUUCAAUAAGAAAUAAUACCAAAUUGUAUUACUUAGUUUAAUUGCUAAGUUUGCUAGGUACCAUUCUUUUUGUUGGACAUAUAUUUGGAUGCGCUUUUUGGAAAGCAGCUGAGCUAAAUAAUGACGAUUCAAGUAAAAAUUGGAUGAAGAAAAUCGGUAUUUAAGAUUCUUAGUGGUAAGACAAGUAUUUAUAUUCAAUUUACUAUUCUAUUACAACUAUGAUUACUGUUGGAUAUGGAGAUAUCACUCCCUAAAAUAAUACAGAAAUUCUUAUGGCUAUUAUAUAUAUGCUGCUAAGUAGUGUUAUCUUUGGAUAUAGCUUAAAUACGAUAGGAGGGAUAAUAAAAGAAAUAUAAAAAGAUGGUCAUUAUAUUAAAGAGUAAAUGUCUUUGGUCAAUAGAUAUUUAAAUGAUAAAAAUAUAGGCAGAGAUUUGAAAGUAACAAUAAGGAUGUUUCUUUAAUACAAACUUAAAUCAAAAAAUAUAAUCAGUCUCGAAUAAGAGAAAUACAUUUUAGAUGAGCUUUCGACUCAUUUAAGGGAGAAGCUUAUUACUGAAGAAAACAUGAAUAUCAUGAGGUAGUGUAAGAGUACAUUUUCUAAUUUCUCAGAAGAGUGUCUGUAAAAAUUAGCUCUUAGAGUGAAAUAGGUGAGAGUCUCUAAAAAUGAAAUGAUUUUUGAAGAAGGAUAAUUAGAUGAUGAUCCUCUUUUCUACUUCAUUUAGAGAGGAUCUAUUGAACUUUUUGUUGAAAGUGUUAAGGGUGAUUACAAUUUUACUACUCUUGCAAUAUUAAAUGAAGGCAAAUCUUUAGGAGAGCCAUCUAUUUACAUCGAUUAGAUAAAAACCGUUUCUGCAAAAGCUACUGAAAUGAGCAUUCUUAGAACACUAAGUAGAUCUGAUAUUUUAGAUGUGCUCAGAUUUUUUCCAAAAGAUUAUGAGAAGUUUUGCUUUUUUAGAGAUGAAAUUCAAUUUAAUAAACUUUCAAGUAAGUUUAAUUAGAGUUGCUUUAUAUGUUAAUCAACUUAUCACACGAUUAAUCAAUGCCCUUCUCUACAUUUCACUGCAGAUAAAGAAUAAAUAAUUUUGAGGCAUAUUUAUUCCCAAUAAUAAAUGAGAGAACAUAUAGAAAGAGGAAAAUAGAGAAAGAUGAAUGCUGUCUCAAAUUAAAACCAAAUUUAACAGCUUCGAGAUGCUUUUAUUAGCAGAUAAAGAGAAGAAAUGAUGCUUCUUACAUGGGAUAGUGAAGAGAAUUAAAUGCUUAUGGCCUCAGAAGGAUAAGAUGAAAGCCUUAUCAAUCAAACAAAUCGUUAGUCUUAUCAUACAACUUAUACCCAAAGAGUGAAUAAUAACCCUUACAACAAUUAUAGCUCAGUAAGCAAUCAAAAAUAUAGCAGUAACAAUUUAUUUUUAAAUAGAAGUAAAAAUGCUAAAUCUGGUUUUCAUCCAGACAGAACUAUAAACCACCACAAAGAAGGCGAACUUAUUAGUAGAAGAAGCCGAAAUGAGGCCUAUUCAUCUUCAUCUUCUUCAAAUAAAUCACCUUCUUCUCACUCAUCCCACUCUUCUUCAUUUCUUUCUCAGUCUUUUGUUGUAUUAGGCAGAGAGAAAAAAUCUGUUUUUAAUUAGAAUUAAAACCAAGCAAUUCCAGCAAGUACUAUGCAUACAUUUUAACCCAGCUAACAAACCUUGCAUAGCUCUUAGAGUUCAUAAAAUACAAAUCCUUUAUAAAUAAAAGGAUUAUUUAAAAUGACAGAAACAAUAGAAAACCCUUAAAGAGUAGAUGAAGAAAAAUAGAAGGAUAAUAAAUAGCACAAUCUUGAUAACUAAGAUGAAUCUAAUAAAGUAUCUGAUCAAGUUGGAGAUGAAAGAACAAAUAACAAUUAUUCUAUUCAAUUUAAACGGGCAGAGUCAACUGUAUAAAAAAAUGUCUAAACAAUACCAUCAUUUUCUGUUGUAGGUGGUAGUGGAGGAUAGGAAAAUUAUAAUUUUUAUGGGGCUUAAUAGAAUUUAACUCCUGAAAAGGGAGAUAGAGCGAGAAAUGUAUCAAUUACAAAUACGACUAAAUCAAAUUAAAAGCCUCCUCAAGCACCUUCAUCUGUUCAACCUAGGAACGGAUAAAGAGCUCUCAGCAUAAAAAUGAACAGCAACACAAAUUUACAAGUACAAAAUGGAAACAAUAAUUCAAUAAAUAUAAUUGAGUAUUAUCCUGUAACAAACACCAAUACUCUUGAAGUGCCAAAAAUAUAGCAAAGAAAAGAAAGUUCUGACAAUAAUCGUCUUAACACGUCAUUGUCUCAUAGAUCAAAAUAAAAUGGUGAAAAUGAUUACAAUAAUACAGGAAGAACUAGUUAUCAAAAUAAUUAAAAUCAAAAUAUGGCUUAAGUUUAGUAGAGUGGAAAUUACUAGCUUAACAGUGCAUUUACAUUCAGUAACAAUAACAGUCACAUACAAAAUAAUACAGCAUAUUUUGAUAGCUAGGCUUAUCCCUUCUAAUAAAAAGCAUAAAAAAUACAUUUUGAUAAAAGUUCUGAAAUUCCUUUCUACAAUACAAAUGAAAUAACUGAAGAAAGCUCUACUCUUUCUAAAUAAUCUGUAGGAAUUAACAUAAUCAGAGGAAAUUCAAGAAGAAGAAGUACAAAAAAUCCUUUUAAGAGAUAGAGUCAUUUAAAUUAAUCGUAGUUUUAGUAAUAAUAUUUAUAAAAUUAAAGAAGUAGCACUACUAAUAAUAUCAGCGAUGACAAUUCUUAAAUUAAUAAAAACAUAAAACUCUUAAUAAGUCUGCUAUAAGAAAAAAGCCCAAACAAAAAUAUACCUCCAAUAGAAGGAAUUUCUCAUAAAAUCAGCAACUCUCCAAUUCCUAGAAAAAAUACUUCCAUUACUUAACCUUAAUCAAGUCUAUCUCAAUCCCAUUCAAAGUAAUAAAACUUUUCUACUUUCUACUAAAAUUAUUUAAAUUAAUUUAAUGGUAAUAACUAAGUUCCUCCACCAAUAGGUGGAUUAUAAAAUUAAUUUUCAUAGUAAUCCCUACACUACCAAGAUAAUUAAGUCAUAUUAAAUGGGAUAUAACCUUAAUAGUUUUUAAAGAGAAGAAAGAAUAUUGAUGAUAUGAUGAUGAAUUAUAUAAUCCAAUAAAAUGAAGGUGCACAACCUAACCAAUAGCCAAAUUUACAGCUUAUAAAAAAUAUUAAUUCAACUAUUACAAAAGAUUUUAAAACUCUGAAUAGUGGAAUCCAUACCUCUGGAGUUUUAAAUUAGCCCACAUCUCCAAUAAAUCAUAAGCAAUUCUAAAAAAAUAUAGUUAUACAAAGACAAUUAGAUUAACAAUUCUCAUAAAAGCUAGCUAAAUUUUAUACUGGAAAUGAUCUCGUUAGCAAUCAAAACAAUGAUAAAAAAACAGAAAAAUAGAAAUAUGAAGAAUUUAUAUAAAAAGAUGUACUUUAAGACCAAAUUAAAGAAUUCACAUAUUACUAUCCAGAACAUAACUUGAGCUAAAUUAUUUAAAACUUAAAGACCUUAAAAGUUAGUUUCUGUAGUGCAUUUGGAAAAUACACUAUUUAUAACUACAAAAACUACUAAAUCUAUCCCUAUAAACAGCAAAACAUUUAUUAAAAAGACUAGCUUAAAUCAUAUCAAAAUGAAAUGUGA